AUGAAGUUCCUCCUAUUUGUAUCUUUUGUUAUAGCUACGGUGUCCGCAGCAAUUUUAGGUAUUGAUUAUGGGCAACAACUUACCAAGGCAGUUUUAUUGGCACCUGGAGUCCCAUUCGAGAUUGUUUUGACUGAUGAAGGGAAAAGAAAAGAUUUAUCGGGUAUAUGUCUUAGAAAACAAAGCAAGAAUGACUUGACAAGAAUCUAUGGUUCUCAGAUGAGUUCAUUAACUACUAGAUUUCCAAGUACUUGUAUCUUAGAUUUGAAACAAUUGUUGGGUAAAAGUAUCGAUGAUCCUUCUGUUGUCCAAUUCUUAAAUGAACAUUAUGUCAAAUUAAUCCCUGAUGAAAGUCGAAAUGGUAUCAAGUUUGAUUUAGGAUUUGACAAUUCUACCUUGGAAUUUACUGUCGAAGAAAUUUUGGCAAUGCAAUUGAAUAAUAUCAAAAACCGUGCAUUGAGUCACUUGGAAGAAAAUCCUCGUGCGGCUGUUUUAGUUGAAGAUGUUGCCAUUAACAUCCCACCAUUUGCAUCUCAAGCUACAAGACACGCUUAUUUAGAUGCCUUGAAAUUAGCCAAUUUCUCCAACGUUUUAGGUUUAGUUGAAGAAGGUACAUCUGUUGCCUUGAACUAUAUCAGCAACAAGAAACUUGACAAAAACGAUUAUGAUAAUAAUAAGCAUUAUUAUUUGAUUUAUGAUGCUGGUGCAGGAUAUACCACUGCUACAUUAUUUUCUUUCACUCCAAGAAGUGUUGGUCAACUGAUUUUGGAAAUAGAAAGUAUUGGAGCUGAUGAAAACUUUGGUGGUAGAACAUUAACAAAUUCUAUUUAUUCUUUAGUUUUAGAAAAAUUCUUGAAUCAUUUUGGUUUGGAAGAAUCUGAAGUUACUGAUAAAAUUGGUGCAAGAUUGAAAGAUAUUGCAGAAAAAGCCAAGAUUAUUUUAUCUGUCAAUAAUGAAUUCAAAACUACCUUGGAAUCCAUCUAUAACGAUAAAGAUUUUAAGGUUCAGGUAACACGACAAGAAUUUGAAGAUGUAAAUGCAGAUUUGAUGGACCACAUCAGUAAGCCAAUUUUGAAAGCCUUGAAGGAAGCCGGUUUAACAGUUGAUGAUAUCGAAUCAGUUGUCUUAAAUGGUGGAUCUACAAGAGUUCCAUUUGUUCAAAAACACAUUUCUUCUUUAGUUGGCGAAAACAAGAUUUCCAAGUCGGUUAAUACUGACGAAAGUGCUGCUUUGGGUACCACAUUAAGAGGAUUGAAGUGGAAAACCAACUCAGUUAACAGCAAGGACAUUGCUUUAAUUGAGAAGAACCAUCACAAUUUUGAAAUUGGUGUUAAUGAUAAUGAAGAACAAAUUGUUGUAUUCGCAAAACAUUCUUCUGUCGGAAACACCACUAAAGUAAACUUGGGAAAAUUGGAAAAUGAUGGUUUGACUAUUUCCUUAUACGAAGAUGGUCAAUUAUUCAAAUCAUUCACUUUUGAUGAUAUUUCCACAAGAGCCAAAAAAUUAUCAUGUAAAUCAAAACAAGAUAAAGAAGUCAUUGCUAAAUUUGGAUUGGAUGAUAACAAAAUGUUUGAACUUUUAGGUAUUGAAUUGGCAUGCAGUGAAGGAUCCGAAGAAAAAUCAUUCUUCAAGAAAUUAUUGAAUAAAGAUAAAGAAGAAUCUGAAGAAGAAGUUAUUAUUGAUGAAGAAUCCGAAGAAGUUGAAGCCGGCGAAGGUUCUGAUGACAAUAAAGAAACAAAUGAGGAUAAAAAGAAAACAAACUCAACCGAAUCAAGUUCAAAAGCUUCCAAGAAGUCUAAAUCACCAAAGACGGUAUUUGUUCCAAUUCCAAAGGCCACAUACCCACAUAUUAAGCCAAUUGGAAGAAUUGCAAAAAAGACCUUGUUUGACAAAUUGGCAUAUUUGAAUGCUGAAGAUGAGCUUAAAGUCGCUAUUGAUGAAAUUAGAAAUAAGUUAGAAGCCAGCUGUUAUAAGUUGCGUGAUUUUGUUGAAGAAAACGAAUCAACAUUGUUAAAGGAAAUUACCAGUAAGGAUAUCGAUGUUAUCAACGAAUAUAUCAGUGAAUUAAUUGAAUGGCUUGAUUUUGAAAGUGAUGAUGCAGGUAUUGAAGUAUUGCAAUCAAAGAUAAGCGAAGUUGAUGCCAAGGAAUUAGAGUUGAAGAGAAUUACUGAAGUAGCUUCGGCUGAUUUGACUCAAGAAGGUAUGAGAAAAUUAUAUGAAGAUAGUUCUAAAUUGAUUAUGUCUAUUCAAACCAGUAUGUUGCAAUUUGGUACUAAAAUUUCAGAAAUGCGUACCAAAUAUGCAGAAGCUGGCUUAGAUUUCGAAAAAGAAAACGAAAGAAUCAAGCAAAAAUUAAUCGGUAGAGGUGAUGACAAAAUGUUGUCUUUUGACAAAAACUUGAAACAGUAUAAGGACGUGAUUACUGCUAUGGGUAAAAUUUUAGAGUAUGAUGCCAAAGAAUUUGCCAAAUUGACCAGAAGCGAUUUAUAUUCCUAUCACGAAAAAUUAGCAGAAGGUGUUUCUGACAUGCUUGGUGAUAUUAUUUCCAUUGAAACUGUACAUUUAGAAAGAAUAGAAAUGUUUGAAAGUCAGUACAAGAAAUUAUUGGAAAGAAAGAAGCAACAAGAGUUUAGAAAGAAGUUAAGAGAAGCUCAAAAAGCUGCGAAGGAAGAAGCUAAGGAAGAAGAAGAAGAAGAAGAAGUUGAAAUUUUUGAAGAAGACGACGAAGAAGUUGUCAACGAAGUUCCAAUUGAAAGCUCAUCUACUACAGAAACCAUCGAAGAAAGUUCAGAAUCUGAACCUAUUGAAGAAGAAGAGGGGGAAAGUACCGAUGGUAAUGAAGAAGACAGUGAAGAAAUAGAACACGAUGAAUUAUAA
This is a messenger RNA of Candida tropicalis MYA-3404, 2874 nucleotides long. It is a transcript of the gene LHS1, whose product is annotated as Hsp70 family chaperone. The coding region runs from base 1 to 2874 and encodes 957 amino acids. Lineage: Eukaryota; Fungi; Ascomycota; Pichiomycetes; Serinales; Debaryomycetaceae. Gene Ontology annotation, biological process: endoplasmic reticulum unfolded protein response; cellular response to hypoxia; negative regulation of hypoxia-induced intrinsic apoptotic signaling pathway. The transcript has a single exon. The record is from RefSeq and is a predicted model, not a curated record. Gene Ontology annotation, molecular function: ATP binding; ATP-dependent protein folding chaperone. Gene Ontology annotation, cellular component: endoplasmic reticulum chaperone complex.